Messenger RNA from Oryzias melastigma (Indian medaka), 1605 nucleotides. Its product is annotated as ras-related protein Rap-1b. Bases 320 to 874 code for a protein of 184 amino acids. Gene Ontology annotation, molecular function: GTP binding; GDP binding; GTPase activity. NCBI's taxonomy places the organism in Eukaryota, Metazoa, Chordata, Actinopteri, Beloniformes, Adrianichthyidae. The record is from RefSeq and is a predicted model, not a curated record. The transcript is spliced from 9 exons. Gene Ontology annotation, biological process: cellular response to cAMP; Rap protein signal transduction; negative regulation of synaptic vesicle exocytosis. Gene Ontology annotation, cellular component: plasma membrane.
UUAAGUGAUGGUGACAGCAGGACGAGGCGCGCGCCUGAACUGCGCUGCCAUGAUUGGCUGAGUCUGGUCCAAUCAGCGGCUGCCGCUGAACCCUUCCGUACAUCCACAGGCUCGGAGCGUUUAGCGCACACAUAGCGGAACACGGACUAGUUCAAACCAUUUGUUGGUGUUUUUUGGCUCCCCAUUGAGCCUCGAUCCCUCUGGAGCGGUUGACAUCAUUGUACCUGAGGAUCUGUUGACCCCUUAUCCCCAGAUGUAGAGGGACUUAUCGUCAUAUCUGUGAACACAACUCUUGUGCGGUCCAGUGAAGUUGCCCACCAUGCGUGAAUACAAGCUGGUUGUGCUGGGAUCAGGAGGCGUGGGAAAAUCUGCACUGACUGUCCAAUUUGUGCAAGGCAUCUUUGUGGAGAAGUAUGACCCCACAAUAGAAGAUUCCUACAGAAAGCAAGUGGAGAUUGAUGGGCAGCAGUGCAUGCUUGAAAUCCUGGACACAGCCGGAACAGAACAGUUCACGGCUAUGAGGGACCUGUACAUGAAAAACGGACAAGGCUUUGCUCUGGUGUACUCCAUUACAGCACAGUCGACGUUUAACGACCUACAGGACCUCCGGGAGCAGAUCCUGCGAGUAAAGGACACCGAGGACGUUCCCAUGAUCCUGGUGGGGAACAAGUGUGAUCUGGAAGAUGAGCGCGUGGUUGGAAAGGAGCAGGGGCAGAAUCUGUCCCGCCAGUGGAACGGCUGUGCCUUUUUAGAGACUUCGGCUAAAUCAAAGAUCAACGUUAAUGAGAUUUUCUAUGAUUUGGUGCGACAGAUCAACAAAAAAUCUCCGCUCGAAAGGAAGCCGAAAAAGAAGUCUGGCUGCACGCUGCUCUAAGACUGCCACCCACAGUCGCUCCAGGCAGAAACAUGUGAUGAUUUACUGUUUCCCCGUGGAUGGUGCCAGCAUUCCAAGUCCUCGCCAGAGCGUUUUGAAACAGGCCGACGGAAACUUCACCACUCGCAAGACACGGCACAUACUCUUUAAGAACCUCUCUGCUUUUUAAUGACAAAGAAAUUUGUACAGUCGGCUCGGUGACAACAGUUUCAUUUCUGUUCUUUACUUUUGUUGUUCUUAUCCAAGGUGUCUUUCUUCUGGAAACUGUCUUAUGUGAAAGCAUAGACUGGAUUUCAAUCCAUGUAUGGGAACUCAAAUGUUUUAUUCAAAGUAAUAUCAGUCUUUGACAUAUUGUGACGAUAUGUUUUUGAAAAGUGAAAAUCUCGGUCUUCUUGUACAUUUCUGCACUAACGAAGACGUGUCAUUGUCAAUACUUUACUGGUUCCUCCUUACAAGGAUGUGCAUUGGUAACAUCUUUCCUAAGUGACUUUGUUUUAUAAUGACAGCUGCAAGCCUUCCAUAUUUCCCCAUAAUAUAUUGUUCUUCCAUUUUUGCAUAAUAAAGUUAAGUAAAUUUGUAUUUUAUAGACCGAUGGGGGCAAAGGGUGUUCUGAUUUGUCUUGAGGCUGAAAUGAUAAAUUGUACUAAACCACCUCUAAUAUUGCUUCUUGUUGCUGUGUCACAGAUUUUUCCAGCUUUUAUGAAUGAUUAAAUUUUAGUACAUUUUCAUUA